Eruca vesicaria subsp. sativa (arugula) is the source of this 327-nucleotide messenger RNA. Lineage: Eukaryota; Viridiplantae; Streptophyta; Magnoliopsida; Brassicales; Brassicaceae. The record is from the annotation of a GenBank genome assembly.
AUGGUCUCGGAGAAGAAGAUGUUGAAUUUCAUUGAAACCUUUCUAGGCUUAGGAUUCAGCAGAGAAGAGUUAGUGAUGAUGGUCAAGUGCUUUCCUCAGUGCCUUGUACAUUCUACAGAGAUGGUGACGAAAAUAAUUGAGUUUAUGGUUAAGGAGAUGAAUUGGUCAGUUACUGUGUCUUUGUUUCCUCAUGUAAUUUCAUACAGCUUGGAUAAGAGGAUUGUGCCACGGUGUAACGUAAUCAAAGCUCUCAUGUUAAAAGGAUUGCUCAGAAGUGAACCCACUUCAGUUUCGUCUGCUUGGCAUGUACCAGUGAAGCUUUCUUAA